AUGGAACCACCGACUCCACGGACUGAGACAGAGUCAAUCGGACCUAGUACUUAUCCCAACACCAGUACGAAUAAUAACCACAACCGCCUACAACAAUCAUGCACCAGGUGUCGAGAGCGGAAGAUCAAGUGUGACCGCAACAGCCCUUGUCGCGCCUGCGUGGCGCGCAACUGCCAGGAUGAAUGCGAGUAUGUUAGGACUAACGAGGAUCGAUAUCACAUUAGCAAGGCCAAGGAGAUAGAAGGCUUGCGGCGAGAGCUGAAACACCUCAAAAGGCGAUUGGCAGAUGUCGAGGCGCAGGACAGGCCGAAGCAGCAUGGGAAUACCGCUGCUUCUGAUGCUUUUGAAGCUGAUUAUCAGUAUGCGGGCAGGUUUCAGAAGAGAAGGAUAGAGAAUAGGGAUGAAAAUGAGGAGUGGAAUCGGGGAUAUGCGUCCCGUGGUAUCUACGAUUCAGGUGGGAGCGUGCAGAAUGGCUUCAUUACACCAGACUACAACGGCUUUGAAUCUGCAAAUCUUGACGAAACAACUGCAACUGCAGACAUGGCUUUCAAGGGAUAUCAGUCCGUGCCACACAUAGCAAAGAGUGAACCAUCUCCUAUCCACAACUACAAUCAUACUAUCAGCACGACACUCCAUAGCCAGCUCCAGCAACAUCCGCAACCCGAUUUCUGGCGAGGAAAACAUGCGGUCUUGGAAACGAUCUACCAGAUUAUUUGCGAUUGCGAUGACUUCUGGGUGCCGUCUAUCAUCGAGAUUGUUCGGUCCAGCUUGUCACCAGAGGAAGCGUUGUUGGCUAUUCAGAGAAUGUUACUGGACAACCACGCUUUUGUGAUGGCCGAUGAUAUAGGCACUCUAGAAUCCUUGUCAUCGUCAAUACCCGCGUCUUUUGUUGGUGGUGGUGGUGUAGAUAUGAGCUUUACUGGGUGUGUUUCGCCAUCGGAUCAAUCUCCUUCGUCCGGGGAAGGAUGA
Molecule: messenger RNA, 969 nt
Organism: Talaromyces atroroseus
Lineage: Eukaryota; Fungi; Ascomycota; Eurotiomycetes; Eurotiales; Trichocomaceae
Exons: 2
Coding region: 1-969 (322 amino acids)
Biological process (GO): regulation of DNA-templated transcription
Molecular function (GO): zinc ion binding; DNA-binding transcription factor activity, RNA polymerase II-specific
Source: RefSeq, a predicted model, not a curated record